This is a messenger RNA of Panicum virgatum (switchgrass), 1991 nucleotides long. Its product is annotated as zinc finger MYM-type protein 1-like. The coding region runs from base 1199 to 1864 and encodes 221 amino acids. The transcript has 4 exons. NCBI's taxonomy places the organism in Eukaryota, Viridiplantae, Streptophyta, Magnoliopsida, Poales, Poaceae. The record is from RefSeq and is a predicted model, not a curated record.
GGAAAAACAAAUUAAGUAUAUGUAUAUAUGUAUAGGAAUACUCUGCUGCCGUAGGCCCAUCUAAACUGGCCCACACUCACGGUUCACCAGGCAGCAGCCCACCAGGAACAUCACGGAGGCACCCAGAGUGGACGGACAGAUCAGACGCGUAUAGACUCCAGAGUUGCAAGCGCUGAGCGCUGCGCGCGGCCGCCGCAGGGCGCUGCACAUCGCUGCCGGCGCCGCGGCCGCCACUCCGGUCCGGAAUCCGCGUCUACGCGCUAGACUGCGGCAGUGCCCAGUCUUACUCCUCCGGUCCUCCCUUCCUUGCGACACACCUGCCGUAGUUGCGCUCGACUGCCGGCACUCCGGCAGUGCCUCCCGGUCUUCCCCUGCGGCGGUGCGGCCACGGAGCACGAACGCUCUUCCUCCCGGUCUGACGAGCAGUGGAGCUGCAGAUCAAACGGUGAGCGUUGGAGGUAGCAAAAAGAUUAGAGAUAAGAGGUUGUGUAAUAAGCUGUGAGAAUGAAUGAUAAAAAAAAAAGCUGUGAGAAUGAAGAAGAAAUCUAUUGAUCUAAAAUCAAUGUGGGAAAGAGCUGCGAAGACAAGGAAGUUAACUUCCCCUUCCACAUUGACACCACAGCCUAUUACUAUUGGGAGUCAAGUUGAGGCAGAUGCUAAUCAAAGCUCACCUUCUGUCCAUCCUGAGAUGCAAACUAGUGACUCGCAGAAUCAGAUAGCAAGAGAAAUUGAAAUGCCUGAGCAUAUUGAAACAGUGGUUGCUAGCAAUGAACCUAUGCCAGCAAUCAUAGAGGAGUCACAAUCUUCAGAAGAUCAGCCUACCCAUUUGUCCCCUAUCAGAGAUGGUGAUGAACCAGAGUAUGAAUCAAAUGAUGAAGCUAUUUAUGAUAUUGAAUAUCUUAUUCGUGAUCCGGGAAAGAGGGUUCCCAUCAAAUCCUAUGAUGUCAAUGAGCGUAACUCAGUGAUAAGAGGAUAUAUUGCAUUGGGGCCUUGUCAACCAUGGAGCCAUAAUUUUCCUAUAAGGAAUAUUGGAGGUAAACCUCGACGUUUCGUUGCUCAUUGGUUUGAUGAAUUUAGUUGGCUUGAAUAUUCCGUGGAACUAGAUGCUGCCUUUUGUUUUGUGUGCUAUUUAUUCAAGCAUAAAACCCAUUGUUUUGGUGGAGAUGCUUUUGUGAGUGGAGGAUUUAGGAAUUAGCAUAUGAAAAAGAGGAUUGAAUUACAUUGUGGUGAUGUGUCUAGUUAUCACAACGCAGCUCUUGAGAAAUAUCAUGCUUUCAGGACACCUAAAGCAACAAUUGUUGAAAACUUUGCUUCCACCACUAAAGUAGAUAAGGUUCAGUAUAUGUCACGAUUGACCUAUUCACUUAAGUGCUUGAAGUUUCUUUUGCGUCAAGGUCUGGCUUGUCGUGGGCAUGAUGAAAGUGAAGAUUCUCUGAAUAAGGGAAAUUUCCUUGAACUCUUAAAUUGGCUAGCUGAAAACUUUGAAGAAGUAGGCAAGGUUGUUCUGAAUAAUGCUCCAAAAAAUUGUAAAUUGACUGCCCCUAAAAUACAAAGAGACAUCAUCAAUUGUUGUGCCAAAGAAACAACCAACCUUAUCAUGGAAGACCUUGGUGGUGAGUGUUUUGCAAUACUUGCCGAUGAAUCUAGUGAUGUGUACCAAAAAGAACAGUUGGCUCUUUGUUUGCGCUAUGUUGACAAAAGAGGCAAGGUAGUUGAGAGGUUUCUUGGUGUUGUCCAUGUUGAAAAUACUACUUCUUCGACACUUAAAGCUGCAAUUCAGUCAUUGCUUAUGGAUCAUUCAUUAAGUUUGUCUAUGGUACGUGGACAAGGCUAUGAUGGGGCUAGCAACAUGAAGGGUUUAUGAUUGUUGAAACAACGAAGAACACCAAGUAUGAUAUUGUGUAUAAGCUUCUUAAAUUGGUGCUGAUACUUCCUGUAGCUACAGCUAGCGUUGAGAGGGUAUUUUCAUCAAUGAAUUAUGUGAAAAAUAA